Molecule: messenger RNA, 1291 nt
Organism: Nematostella vectensis (starlet sea anemone)
Lineage: Eukaryota; Metazoa; Cnidaria; Anthozoa; Actiniaria; Edwardsiidae
Product: 3-beta-hydroxysteroid-Delta(8),Delta(7)-isomerase
Exons: 3
Coding region: 130-795 (221 amino acids)
Biological process (GO): cholesterol biosynthetic process
Cellular component (GO): endoplasmic reticulum; membrane
Molecular function (GO): cholestenol delta-isomerase activity; C-8 sterol isomerase activity; steroid Delta-isomerase activity
Source: RefSeq, a predicted model, not a curated record
CUUGACGUCUGGUCACGCAACGUUUUUGCAGCACGGAUCGUUGCUAUUUUGGCGCGUUCGAGUUUAUAACAGUAACCGUUGAAAUCAGUUCUGGUUCUUGCUACAUAGACCAGAAGUUCUUUUCUAAACAUGGCAAGUUUAUUUGACACAAAUCAAGCUGUCAGAAUCGCUAAAUACUUCCUGGAAGACAUAGAAGACCCUGUAAAUCUAGUUCCCGUGUCACUGGUUGUACUGUGUCUAGCCGUUGCUGGCCGUCCUCGCGGGCUGGCUUGGUGGGCAAUGUUUAACGGCUGCAUUAUACAUUGCUGGAUGGAUGGAAUUGUAGGAAUGUUUGGACGUGGCCCUAAAUGGCUGGUUAUUGAGUACGGCAAGCUUGAUUCCCGGUACUGGCCAACCAAAGACUCCUUGGUCAUGAUGAUAUGUGCUGUGGAGUUACUGAUCAUGGGACCCCUGUGCCUUCUCUGGGGGCCAGAGGCUACCCUGGCAUUUUGGCUGAGCGUCACUGGACGGGAGAAGUCUGGAGGCUCUGGUACUCAGGGUAGCCAGUGGCGUACUCCACAUAAAUAUUUUGACAUUAGAAAACUUCUAAAACACCAAAAAAAAAUACAAGUUAUAGAAAAUAGUGUAAUAAUUAACUCCUUUUCCUUUAUCCAUCAUAUUAUAUAUAUUACCAAUUUUAUAGAGCCGAUCCCAAUAGUAUGUAUUUUUUUUAAAUUGACAAACCACAUUAAAAAUGGAAUGCUGUAUUGCCCAUGUGAGCAGCCACUGUUUUUUUCUAAAAAUAUAAGAAAAUGACUAGUAGGGGUGUGGGCUGUGACCCAUUCUUUCAAGAUGUGAAUAACUAUAUAUACAUUUGCAAUAUUUAUCUUCACACUGAUUUGUUAUUGCAAUAUUUUGGAUCUUGAAAUUUGCAAUAUUAGUGACAAAUAAUUCUUCAAGAUGUACAUUAUUUUUGUACCCUAUUGAAAUUUGUUUGAAAAUAUUAGUAAACACUUUCUAACUAGAAGAGCUUUCUUAUUGUUUUCUAUCAGUUCACUUAUCCAUGUCACAUCUCUGUUCUUUUGCAUUCUGGAUUCAAAAGAACAGAAAUGCAACACAGAUAACCUAAUGGGAAGAAAGCUCUGCUAGCAUUGUAGGUAACACAGCUGGUUAUUUCAUAUUCAGGUACCAUGCAAUUAUUAUGGACAAGUGGUAUAAGCAUUUCCUGGCCAUCAUAACCUCAACAUUCCAGAUGAUGGGCUGUAUUCUGUACUUCUCAGCUGAAUUAUAUGAUGGCUGCGAACACAUUCCC